Messenger RNA from Phyllopteryx taeniolatus (common seadragon), 6308 nucleotides. RefSeq lists its product as uncharacterized. NCBI's taxonomy places the organism in Eukaryota, Metazoa, Chordata, Actinopteri, Syngnathiformes, Syngnathidae. Bases 3435 to 4547 code for a protein of 370 amino acids. The record is from RefSeq and is a predicted model, not a curated record. The transcript is spliced from 2 exons.
UGGCAUGGUAACCGCGAGCCUGGAUAGAACCGACAUGGCUUCCCAGCCUAACAGUGGGCCUCCGCUAAGCGAUCAGAGCAGUUACUAUGAAGGUACCAGGUACACUCCCAGCCAAACGGGAUCGCUCUGAAAUUGCCAACGAGCCACAAAAAGAGGCAGGAAGAGAGACGUCCGGUUCUCCCAAGAAGGCGUGACGACCAGCCAUUUUUCUUCUCCCACCUCUUUUAUUUUGCUUUAUUUUUCUACAUCUUUUUCGUCUGCUACCUGAGCCACUUCCAGAGAGAGACUACCACCCACCAGCUUGAAUUUACGGUUAUGGUGCCCCUGCGUCGUGAUUUGUCUGAUGGGAGAGGUUCAUUUUGGUCAUCAACUACUUGGCCUGGACUCACAAACAGAGCGCUCACAAACUAAGGUAAGGAGAGACCUUUUUAACAAAAUUCUGCACGUUGACAUUUACCAAAUCAUUUGUGAGUCCGAGCCAAGUAAUUUUUUCUAAUCAUAAGUUUUGUGUGACUCGCGAGAUAGAGAAAUCCUACAACAAAGGUUGGGGAAGGUUAUCCUCCAAUCACGACAGAUUGGGGAAGGUUGUCCCCCAGUGACGGCUGGGGAAGGUUAUCCUCUGACGACGGUCGGGGUAGAUUUACCACUAUCAAAAGGUAAAUAUUUGUAGUGAAGUAUCCUUCUGGUAAGGUCUUGCAGGAUAAGACUAAUACAGUGUUAUUCAUGUGUAGAAUUUUUUUUUCAGGCAUUUUUAGUACACGCCGAAAGAACUGUUAGGAGAAUUCCGAAGUGAAUUAAAAAGAAGUAUUAAGUGUGGGGAAACCCCAAGGGGAAAGGCUUCACUUGUGGUAGAAGCUUCCUUUCUCACACUUGAAAUAUCUGUCACUGAGACAUUCACUUUUCCACGAAUUCUCCCCAUAUUUAUAUGAUGGAAGAAAAUGUUGACAAACAUUGUCAAUUGGUAGAAAAACCGGAAUUGGUAUUCGGAGAUUCAGAUCACGAAGGGGGAAAAGGUGGCAAUUCACAAAGUUACUGUUACACUAUACGGGACUAAGGUAUGUAGGGGAGAAGAUACAGAAAUAGGAAAGAGAGAAAAUAAGUAAGUGGUUAGAUAAAAAAAGAGGAAAAAGGACAAAUCAGAAAGACUGAGCCUUUGCUUCCUGCGUUACACUGUCUAAAAGACAGACUAGUUGUAGAAAUAAAACUUCUAAAAAACAAAAAAACGUCCAUCUUUAAGAAAUCCACAGCCAACUCUAAAAUCGCUGAAAAAGAACAAGAUCUGUGUACAGUGAUGAAUGUACUUGCAUCUGUGGGGAUGAUUGAACCAAAAGAUGAUGCCAUGAUUAUGGCAUUACAAAAGGAAAAAAACAGAAAGAAAGGAGGAUGAAAUUGAAACAUAAAAAACCCCACCAUAUGCGCAUGCACCACAAACUUCCUCACUAUACCCAGAACUAACAGUACUUCACUUUAAGAUAAGAUGGAUAGACAAAAAGACUUCUGAAAACAGUGAGAUAGAACAAAUGCAGAAAACCCUGCUAAAACUGCAACAAGGCGCUGGCAGAGAAAAUGUGUCAAAAAAAACCCCCAAAAAACAGCCACUAUCUGUCAUGGCACCUCAGCUACUGUCGCAGGACCUGACGUGGCCCACUUUGCUUCUACAGCAGCAGACUAGAGGGGGGGUCAGAGGAGGUUUCAGGGGUCACUCCCGCGGCGCGAACUCCUUAAGAUGCUUUGCAUGUGGAAAAACUGGACACGUUGCAAGUGUCUGUCGAGGCCCUGCUGGAGUACAGAGUAACUACAGUUGUUACACAUGUGGACAAGAGGGACACACUGCCAACUGUUGUCCCAACCUGCUGCCCAGAGGACGUGGUGAAACAACAGGUCGAGGCAGGGGAAAUGUGCCAAAGAGACAUUUUACAAAAAUGUAAUGCUGCCACUGUCUGUCUGUUUCCAGAUAGAACCAAAGGAGACCUGCAUACACAGGAGACCUGCAUACACAUGUGCUGGCAUGUGUCCAACAAAAAACUGUGACUCCUGUUGCUGACAUCUAUUGGGGACUGCUCGACACGUGUCAAAUAAAUAACAGAGUGCUGCAGGCAUUUGCGGAGUGGAAGGUGUGGAUUGUGUCCUUGGGGCCAUUCCUGCCACCCUCUGACCCUAGACAUUGUACCUUGUUCUAUGAUAGAGAACCCGAUUUGAUUUAUCAACAAGAAUUUUUUGAAAAACUAUCAGACACUCAUGGUAUUUUACCAACUGACAGAAUAGUGGUGGGACGAGAGGGUGUUGCGGCAGUGGUUCACCUGACAUCGGAUUUAUUGCCUUGGUUCAAAAUGACAUUUUCUGCGCCUCACCUUUAAUUGGCACUUAAACGAGAAGGAUUAAGAAAUCUGUCGGGUAAACUCAAUUGGACACAUGAUGAGAAAGAACUCUUCAUACAAAUUAAACAAGAAUUGAGUCAAGCCAUUACUUUGGCACUUCCGAAACUACCGUUUCAUUUAGACAUCUUUAACAAAACUCAUACUGCGCUGCAGUAUUGUACCAACUAGUACGGAGUGAAAAAAAGGUACUACUACACACGAGUGUUUUGUUAGAACCAAUAGUAGCACGUGCAUCUGACCGCGAGAGGUAUGCAGCAGCAGCUGCGGCUCUUAUCGAAAAAUGCGCACAUGUAGUGCUUAUGCACCCGCUCUGCGCACACACCACGCACUCCACAACCGCUUUCAUCAACUCAGGACUAUUUACCUUUUCAAACAAGCAAAAAAAUUAAAUAUUAUCAUUGUUAGAACAACCGCAUAUUCAGUUUACAUCUGUCAAUACUAACAUGGCUGACGGUGUAACUGAAGGAAUGCAUUGGUGUGAGGAGAAGGCUAGAAAAGACAAAGCAUGUCAUUCAGAUUUAUUGUCGGAACCGUUGAAGGGAGGGAGAAAGUUGUUUACGGAUGGUUGUUGUUAUAGGAAAAACAAUGGGGAACUAGUGGCUGGAUGCGCUGUAAUUGAAGUAGUAGUGAACGAAAGGAGUCGUUGAAUGUAUGAAUGCAACAUUAAAACAAAAUUGGCUAAAUGCUGUGCAAAGUCAAAUAUGUCAUGGUUGAGAGCUCAUGUCCAUCAGAGCAUCUGUAAAUAGUAAACACAAACUCAACCCUUUCAAAAUAUACCAUGCUUUUUCUUUUUCUUUUCCUGGUCCAUGUUCUGGCUCAUCUUUUGAGUCACCUUCUUCCUCGUGCCUGUCUUACUUUAAUCAAUUAAGAGGUGUUCUGUCCAGCUUUGCUGGCAUCCAGUCGGACGGCGAUAAUCCACCUGCAUCUGUUUGGCUUCGAGUGAUAAAGAGGAAGUGGUCUGAACCCAAGGUGGACGGGACCGUUCACCGUCACUGCGACGAUUUCACACGCCGACCAACUUGAAGGAAAAGGGACUACCUGGUUCCACAGGUCACAAUGUCAUGUUGCCAAACCACUUUGAUUGUUUCAUUAGUGUUGCAUUUAUUGCCUCAAGUUGCAUUCGGCAAACAGGUGGAAUUUAGUAGACCAACAAUUCAUGUAGCAGGAGAAAGGGAAGCAAAUGUGGAAUACCAUUCCAAAUUACAAUUAAUCACAAGAAAGGAACAAACAAUGCUUAUGUUUUUCGACUUAUGUGAAGUGAUUCACUAUGAAGGCUAUAACAGCUCAUAUAGAGGAACAGACAUAUACUUAUGUUUCGACCAGACGGUACAGACCCGAUGCGCGCAGAAUUUGCCAUAUAGUCACACAUGGUGUCAGACAUGGGGACAAACCACCCAUUUUACCGGCAGUUGGACCCCAGAAAAAAUGGUGGACAAAGGCAUUAAGGGCCAGAAAAACCAUAAUGCAAUAAUGGAUAGAAUAAAAUUCCAAAUAAAUUAUGAUUCAACACAAAACCCUAUUAUGCUAAGCAUCAAUGGUCAGGUAAUUGGAAAAACACAACAUUCAUAUUUAGUGAUAGGAGCGGAUGUUUCUGGAAGAGAUCCACGUGGUCUUAUCUACAUCAUUGUAUUUGAGGAAGAACAAACCGCUAACAACCAAUCAAGUUCCAAGGCUGUCGCAAACCCUCCUGUAAUACAAAUACUUAACAACCCACCAAGCAUAGUGGAAAUUUUCAACACAGAAAAAAUUACAUCAAGUCAAAUUUUAGCUUUAGUCACAAGAUACACACAACAAAACCUGUGGAUAGCCUACUUGCAAGAAACGGCCCGACUUGGCAAUUUUGGGGAUUGUAUAAUGUGUGCAGCCGCACGACCCACUUUAUAUUCAGCUCCAGGACCAAUUAUGGAUAUUGAUUCACUAAAUUGCAAUAUUGAAAUAUACAAAAUAAACCAUAAUGUUAUCUCUCGAUGCGCCAAGUAUGAGAAUAUGUGGCCAAAAUUACCUAAAAGUACAGUACCACUCAUGGCCCAUUAUGCAGAAGGAAAUUACACUUGUUUAAAGCAUGACAGAAUUAACCAGAACAAAACGGAAUAUCUGGGGGUAUUUCCAUUUUGUCAUAAUAUAAUAGAUGUCACUACAUGGGGGGCGGCACGGUGGCCGACUGGUUAGAGCGUCAGCCUCACAGUUCUGAGGUGCGGGGUUCAAUCCCCGUCCCCGCCUGUGUGGAGUUUGCAUGUUCUCCCCGUGCCUGCGUGGGUUUUCUCCGGGCACUCCGGUUUCCUCCCACAUCCCAAAAACAUGCAUUAAUUGGAGACUCUAAAUUGCCCGUAGGCAUGACUGUGAGUGCGAAUGGUUGUUUGUUUCUAUGUGUCCUGCGAUUGGCUGGCAACCAGUUCAGGGUGUACCCCGCCCCUUGCCCGAUGACAGCUGGGAUAGGCUCCAGCACGCUCGCGACCCUAGUGAGGAGAAGCGGCUCAGAAAAUGGAUGGAUGGAUGGACUACAUGGGGAAAUAUUACGGUAUUGAGCAAAAGGUCUUUAGGUGAUUUGGCAUAUACGUGUGAAAUUAAUGUAGUAAGAGCUGUGUUACCUGACAAAUGGAAAGGGACAUGUACAAUGAUUUCAUAUGUGGCGUCAACCACUGUCAUUUUCGCCAAGGAUCGAAUAAUGAGACCAAAAACAGAAACUAAUGUGAGGUCAAAGAGAUCAAUCAGCGAUAAUUGGUCAGAGGACAGAACCACAUAAUAGAUGGCAUUGGAGUUCAAAAUGAAUACAAACUGAUUGAUCAAAUUGCAGCAGGAUUUGAAAAUAUGCCCAUCAUCUCUGCCUUGUUCCCAGUAACUCCAAACAAGAAUGUGGAUAGGAUCUGCUUUGUUUAUUACAAUUUGCAAAGAGCAGUAAACUUAACCAGUGAUGCCAUUGAAGGCUUAGCUGAACAAUUGGCCCCCACUUCCCUAAUGGCAAUUCAAAACCGCAUGGCCCUUGACAUGAUCCUUGCCGAAAAGAAUGGUGUUUGUGCAAUGUUUAGUCCAUAAUGUUUUACUUUUAUUCCCAACAACACACCCCCGGAUGGAAAAGUAACGAGAGCCCUACAUGACAGAUUCAACAGGCAUUUCCAACCCCCUGCAAGAUUGGGCUACGGCAUGGUUUGGAAAAUGGAAACACCUUGUAAUUACAUUUAUAAUUGCUAUUGUUACUGCUGUUACUUUAUUCUUGCUUUUCAGAUGCUGUAUUAUUCCAUGUACGAGGACACUGUGUGUCAAGAUGGUCUCGGGAGUGGUGGAAAAGAAUAUGAACCAGCCGGAAUCACAGAUGUUGACCUCCGAAGAAGCUCCUACUCCUGAAGUUCUGCUCACACAAGACGACGGAUGGAUGAAUUAUUAUUAUUAUUAUAUAUUAUUAUUAAGAAUAUACAGUGUCUUUUCUCUUAGCAUGUUACGGGACUUGUCUUUUUCCCUCCUCAUAUCAAUAUAUGGGGAGGUUUUUGGCCUGUCUCAAGAGUAGUACUGCCUUAUGAAGAAUGCUUAGCUCAUGACUACGUUGUUUAUAUAUCCUCUGAUAGCCUUUCACAUAGAGUAGUACUGCUUAGGGUCUGUUACAUAGUUCCACUAUGUAAACAGGGGAAUUGUUGGAUUGUUCUAUUUUGUACUCAUGAAGCUAUGUUCCAUUAUCUCACAAUUAACUUCCGUUUCCAAAACACUAGGGUAAUACAUGAUUAAGUUUUGUUAUCCAUGAGAAUAUGUAGGAGUUUAGAUUACUGAGGAAGGGCCAGAGAUACCUUCUGCCAAAAAUAAAUAUCAAAACCUUCUGCUGAACAGUCAUAACGAAACCUUCUGAUGUGUAUAAAAGGAGUUAGCUCAAAUAAACGAGGUGUGUCAUUCAGUCAACAUGCACUCUGGUGUACAGUUGAUUGUAUGCACCCUGAGACUCAG